This is a messenger RNA of Paramuricea clavata, 684 nucleotides long. NCBI's taxonomy places the organism in Eukaryota, Metazoa, Cnidaria, Anthozoa, Malacalcyonacea, Plexauridae. The record is from the annotation of a GenBank genome assembly.
AUGUCGGCCUUAUUCGCAGAUGACACAAAGGUUUAUAGAACAAUUAUAUCGGUUAGUGAUUGUGACCAGCUGCAGCAAGCUUUAACCAACCUAGAUGUUUGGAGUAGCGACAACAACAUCAAAUUCAACGCAUUAAAAUACAAAGUUUUAUCCGUCACGCGCAAGAAAACCCCAAUUUCCUAUGUUUACUGCCUAGGUUCGGAACAGUUGCCGAAAGUUGAGGAGGAGAAAGAUCUCGGAGUCACUCUGUCCAGUAAACUAUUGCGGGACUCGCAAGUGAAUGAAUUAAUAUCGAAAGGCAACAAACUACUUGGUUUGCCCAAACGAACUUGUCUAUCUUUAACGGAUACCAAAGUCAGGCGUACUCUUUACCUUUCCAUCGUAAAAUCGAAGUUAUGUUACGCAACGCAAGUAUGGUCUCCAUUUCCCAACAUGGAGUUGAGUGAAAAAAUCGAGAGUGUUCAAAGGAGAGCCACUAAAUGGAUUUUAAAAACCAAGACUGGCGAGAUGUCUUGCACACAACGACUGCUGACAUUAGAACUUUUACCUCUUUGUUACGACAGAGAAGUCAAGUACCUUGUUUUCUUCUUCAAAGCGUUGUACGGUUAUAUUAACCUUGACAUUUACGAUUAUCUUUCUUUUGUUGAUCAUGGCUGUACUAGACUAGCUCAGUCAGAUCUCUAG